Gasterosteus aculeatus aculeatus (three-spined stickleback) is the source of this 5266-nucleotide messenger RNA. Lineage: Eukaryota; Metazoa; Chordata; Actinopteri; Perciformes; Gasterosteidae. The record is from RefSeq and is a predicted model, not a curated record.
CGUAGCGGAGAGAAUGUGGCAUUCAGGGAGCGGAGGGAAACCGGGAGGAGCGUCACUAGCGAGGAGUCCGACAAAAGUACUAAAACAUCCGAAAGUUCACGACUGCGGACAUCAAAUCAGAACUGUGUUCGGACGCGUUCGCAGAUCCUCGUCCCCGGAGGAGGAACCGGCAUUUUCCCGGAAUAUCAGCAAAAGGAGAAAAAAACUUCAAACUGCCGCCGCGAGAAAGUGAAAAGUUUCUGCCGUCGUUUCGCUAAAACAGACCCUGAGACCACCCCAACCCCUCUGAGAGCAGAGGACAUUACCUCCUCAGGUCUCCAUGGCCGCCUGCUCAGCAUGAGGCUGUGAGGAGGAUUUAAAGAAGGCUGGUCCAGACCCGAGCAUGGGGAAGGAGCAAGACCUGCUGCAAGCGGCAAAGACCGGAGACCUGCUGUCCACUCAGAAGCUGCUGUCCAAACUCAAAGCCAACAGGAACAAGCUGCUCGGGGUUCCACCCAAGCGGACUGAACGGAUCAACUACCAAGACUCAGAGGGGUUCUCGGCCCUGCACCAUGCCGCCCUCACAGGGACCACCGAGCUGCUCUCUGCUCUGCUGGAGGCCCACGCCUCUGUGGACGUGAAGGACAGCAACGGCAUGCGCCCCCUGCACUACGCUGCCUGGCAGGGGAAGGCGGAGUCGGUGCUCCUGCUGCUGCGCUCCGGCGCCGCGGUGAACGGCGCCUCUCUGGACGGACACAUCCCGCUGCACCGCGCCCAGUACGGACACUACAGAGUGUCUGAGAUGUUGCUGCAGCAUCAGUCCAACCCCUGUCUGGUCAACAAGGCCAAGAAGACUCCUCUGGACCUGGCCUGUGAGUUCGGGAGAGUCCAGGUGGCCCAGCUGUUGCUAAGCAGCAACAUGGUGGUGGCGCUGCUGGAAGGAGAGAGGAAGGAGCAGACAGACUCCGCCUUCAACCCGCUCCACCUCGCCGCCCGCAACGGGCACAAGGACUCAUCAGGUGUGUCCCUGGUCCUGUUUCAGUCUGCAUAGCUGGCUGCCGGCAUCGACAUCAACAAGAACACCAAGUCGGCGGCUCUCCACGAGGUCUUGUACGGGAAGACGGACGUGGUCCGCCUUCUGCUGGACGCCGGAGUGGACGUGAACAUCAGGAACACCUACAACCAGACGGCUCUGGACAUCGUGAACCAGUUCACCACGUCCCACGCCAGCAGGGACAUCAAGCAGCUGCUGAGAGAUGCAACGGGGGUCCUGCAGGUCCGAGCUCUGAAGGACUACUGGAACCUCCACGACCCGACAGCCCUGAACAUCCGGGCCGGAGACGUGAUCAUGGUGAUGGAGCAGCACGUGGACGGGCGCUGGAAGGGUCACAUUCACGACACCCAGAGGGGGAUGGACCGGGUGGGCUUCUUCCCCCCCUCCAUUGUGGAGGUCAUCAGCAGGCGGAGCGGAGCAGCGAGUGAGGGGCGCCCUCUCCGGCACUCCUCCCUACCCACGCAUCGCCAGCAGCAUCCAUCCAGAGCCCCCCUCUCCACGGGCCUAAGCUCCACCCCUCAGACGGACGACUCCUACACCUUGUACGCCCCCCCCACCCACGUUGUGCUGCCCCUAGCCAACGGCCUCAACGCCACAGGUUUGUGUUCGAGCAUCCUGUCUCAGUCCGGGUGUCCCUUUGAGGACAUCUGGGUCCUCAGAGACUUGUGUCAUGCGGGGGACCGGAACAGUGUCGGCAGCAACGGAAGCGUCGGCAGUACGCGGAGUGCCGGGAGCGGGAAGAGCACUGGCAGCAGCGCCCCCCCCAACGGACUCCAGCACCACGUCGGUCACCACGACAACGCCGGACAGCCAGCCCCCCCUGCUGGACACUCAGACAAACAUCUGGAUCCUCCUGCAGGUGGAGCUCCUCGGAGGCAGGCGGUGACGGUGCAAAGCUUCUCUCAGUGUGUUCGUCCUCAGCAGCUUCUGGAGGGGAAGGAUGCAGAAGCCAUCUACCAGUGGCUCAGGGACUUCCAGCUGGAGCAGUACAUCGGGAACUUCCAGGCCGGCUACGACGUGCCGACCAUCAGCAGGAUGACCCCCGAGGAUCUCACCGCCAUUGGAGUCACCAAACCAGGCCACCGCAAGAAGAUCUCCAUGGAGAUCAACAACCUGAGCAUCCCUGAGUGGCUGCCUGAGUACAUUCCGGCGGAUCUGGGCGAGUGGCUCAGCGCCAUCGGCCUCCAGCAGCACCACAAGAAGCUCUCUGAGAACGGCUACGACUCCAUCAGCAUCGUCAGGGACCUGACAUGGGAGGACCUGCAGGAGAUUGGCAUCAUCCAGCUUGGCCACCAGAAGAAGCUGAUGCUGGCGGUGAAGAAGCUGUGCGACGUCCAAAGGGCAAUCCAGCAGGAGGAAGCGGGCCUCGGCACACUGCGCCGCGCGGCCCCCGGGGCCCUCAACCUGGUCACCAUCGAGCCGCCUGACCCGGGGGGCGAGGGCUCCCCCCCCCCCACCCCGAGGAUGCUGAGCUUCCAGGACAGCGAGCUGAGCGCUGAGCUGCAGACGGCCAUGUACGGGGAGGGCUCGGCCAUCAGGAGCCAGGAGAAUAUGGAGACGCGGUCCAGAGGCUCCGGGCGCUCCCUGGACCCCCCCACGGCUUCCAUCAGCCCCCACAGCUGGUCCCAGGAGAGCCUGGAGGGCCGGAACCUCCCUGAGGGCUGGGACCAGAGGCCUCUGGCCAAGCAGGUCCCUCUGGGCACGGCCACCGUGUUCAAGUACCCGACCAUCGCGGCCAAGCCCAAGCUGGGCCCGCCCCCCCACGGCUCCCCGGCGCUGAAGGGCUUCAGCUACCUGCACUCUCACUGGGGUUCCACGGACCUGAGCUCGGCUCCCAGACCCGGGAACCACAGCAUGACCCUGAUGCCGCCCAAGAGGCGCUCGCAGGGCACGGCGCGCUACGCCCUGUCGGACGGGGAGCCGGAGGAGGAGGAGGAGCCUGUGUACGGCUCUGGGACGCUGGCGUCCUACGCCACCCUCACCCGCAAGCCCGGCCGCAGCCGGCUGGCCCGCCUGCAGGCGAGUCCGGAGAAGAGCGGCGGUGUGGGCCGCAGUCAGUCCUUUGCGAUACGCGCCCGGAAAAAGGGUCCGCCGCCCCCCCCACCCAAGAGAUUGAGCUCGGUGAGCAGCACCACCAGCGGGGAGCUGAGCGACAGCAGCACCACGUCGUCCUGCGGGGGGGGGCUGACGGACAGCCCGGUGAGCGUGAGGAGCAUCGCCGCCUCCCUGGAAGGCAAGAAUUCUCCCGGAUCCAAACCGGUUCUGGCUCGGCCGGAGGAGUCCCCUUCGUCCCCCCUCCAUCCCCUGGAACCAGAGCCCGGUGAUGCUGGCAGCGGGCGCAGGGGGGCGCGUGCCGAGUGCCUCCCCACCCGGACCGGCAGCGCGGUGGAGCGAGCGAGCAAGUCCGACUCCGAGGAAGAGGAGCCGAAAGACGGCAGACUGGAGGGGUCCUCGUCCCCCCAGAACAGCUCUAGCGAGUGCAUCCCCUUCGCCGAGGAGGGCAACUUGACCAUCAAACAGAGGCCCAAAGGCCCGGGCCCCCCCAGGGCCGAGGCAGUGCUGGAGACUCCGGAGAAUCAGGCCUCCAGGGGACCCGAAGUGCCCGAGUUCAACCUGAAGGAGUCGGACACAGUGAAGCGCCGCCACAAACCCAAAGACCAGGAGGGCGGAGGGGGCUCCCCCUGCCGGGAGGGGGGCUGCCGGGUCGAAGACUGUUUGAAGAUCAGGGAGGCCGGCGCGGAGAGGCCGGACAGUCCGGCUCUGGGGUCCCCCAUCAGACCCGUCCACUCUCCAAAACCUGCCAUGGCCCCAAAACCUGUCCGGCACAGCAUGCUGACAGCAGCUGGCCUCCCUUCUACAUCAGUGACCGUCAGUGUGAUUCAGAGUGUGGCCUUCACCUCUCCCUCCUCCCCCGUUGGUGGAUCUCGGGGCCCAGCCCCCCCAUCCCCCAACAGUCCCUCGCUGGCGGCGGCAGGGCCGCAGGUGUGCGUGGUCGGCCCGGGUAGCGGCCCAGAGUUGUCCUGCGGGACGGAGGUGGUCCAGCAGAGACUGGAUGAGACCAGCACGUCUCUAGAAGCAGCUCUGAAGGCCGUCGAGAGGAAACUGGAGGACAACUCAGACGGUGGGUCGAACACGGUGAAGUCCGCCGGAACGAUUCUAGACGACAUCGGCAACAUGUUCGACGACCUCGCCGACCAGCUGGACGCCAUGUUGGAGUGAGGAGAAGGACUUGAACUUCCUUCUGACAGGUUCUGGUUCCAGCGUGACUCUGGAACCAGAACCGGACUGAAGUCGGACCGCCGUGUUCUUCUCUCCGCCCACUGAGACAAGAACAUUAUGAGGAUUAUUGUCAUAAGCCCAUAUUGUUCCAUGAAGCCCAAGGUCAAGGAGCGUACUUCAGAACAUAUCUGACGUACUUGUACAUGUUCUACUGUAUACUUCUACUACACCUCAGAGGUAAAUAUUGUCCACCAAUAAAUGAUGAGGUAUUAUUGUAGAUUAUAUAAAAUCAUGAAAAUAAACAUUAAUAAUAUUUAUAAUAUAUAUUAUUCCGCAUGAUGAGUACUUUUACUUUUUUAUUCUCUAAAUAUUGUAAAUGCAGUCUUUUUAACUUCCCAACUAAUAUAAAAUAGAAUAAGAAUUAAAACGAUUAGGAAUUAAAACUAUCCCCAUAAAUGUUUAAAGCUUUGGAUCAGAACUUCGACUCCCCAGUAAAACUGUUUUUAUAACAUUUCAAAUUCUAUUUUAUCUGUGUUUUUGUGUCCAAAGGGAAGCAUGUCGCUGGUGUACAAACUAUUUUUUGAUAUUCAUUUUAGUCAAAUUUGUAUUUAAAUGAGCGGCAUCUAAAUAUGUGUAUUGCACACUAGAGGUGUCGUACAGGAGGAGAUAUUCAACCAAAGUCUGUAUAGAUUUACACGAGUCCUGUGUGUGUGUGUGUGUGUGUGUGUGCGUGUGUGUGUCUCUCAUCUCCGUCUGCAUUAUUUGUUUAACAAUGAAAUAUCUACGAUGUUACACUACUCAUGUUUUUGUAAUUGACCAAUAUUAUACUAUAAAUGUCAACACGUGUGUAUAUAUGUAUAUAUGCAUAUACAUGUGUGUUUAUAUAUAUAAUGAGAUCAUGUUUGAUAAAUAUUCAUGUUAUGUCCAGAAAAAGUUUCCUCAUAUUUUUCUCCUUUUAAAGUCGUCUGUUCUAAAGAUUCGUGUUGCCAAAAGAUAAUAAAAGGUAAAGAGCUC